GUCCAAUAAGAAAAUGUGAAGGAGUGAGAGGAUUUAGGUCAUGAGGAUCAUUGGAUAAUGCAAAUAAAGUUUAAACACAGUCAACGCACGAGACAUUACAAAACAAUUAUAGAAGUAAUGCAGAUUUUUUUAAAUGGAGAAUCAGGGGAGUUUCAAGACUCUAUUACGAAAUAAUCUUCAAGUAAUUAUUUCUACACUUGCAGGGAUCGUUGGCGCUGUUUCCAAUGGUAUACAUCUAGGGCUUUCACCUGGUGCUGUUAUUCCACUUUGCAACACACCGAUAAACAAUAUCAGCACCAACACAGACAUCUUUUGUGAUAAUAAUGAUAGUCAAAAUAUGUAUAGGACGUUCUACUUGUUAGGAUCUUGCAUCGGUGUACUGCUUUGUAUUGUAAGCUACAAAUUAAGCACGAAAAAACUAAUGUUUAUAUCUGGGAUAUUGUUAGUAAUUUCUUGGAUGCCCGUAGCUAUAGAAGCUGCAACAAGUGCAAUACAUGCUUCUCGUGUAUUAGCAGGGAUAUGUAUGUCAGUAACAUUAAUAUCAAGUCCUAAGUAUAUUCACGAUAUUGAACCACAAAAUUUAAGAAACAGCGGUAGAUUGAUAUAUUAUGGAAUAUUAUUUGGAGUUUUAUUGGCAUAUAUGCUAAGCUCAUUCAUAUCAGUAGUUGCAUUGGCCAUAUUAGGAGCAGCUCUUGCGCUUCUUCAAAUGGUAAUAUCUCUAUUUACGAUAGAAUCGCCAUAUUUUCUUGCUUGGAAUAACAAAAACUGUGAGGCUAAAAUAGCUUUAGAAAAAUUACGAAAUACAAAAUUUGUUGAAAGUGAACUUGAUAUGAUAAUUAAUGCUGUAUUGAGAUCUAAGAUUAAUAAUAAAAGACAAACUACUUGGUCACUUACAUUAAAUAAGAGAUCGUGCCUGUCCGUUGCAUUAGCCAUGAUUGGACAACAAUUCAGCGGAAUCAUAGUUUUCUUAAUGUUUUUAGAAGACAUUUUGGUAAGUUGUGAUAUACAACAUUCAUACAAUGCAGCAAUUUGUACUACGUUUAUCAUUGUAAUUAUGGUUAUAUGUUUUUUAAAUAGAAACAAUUUUAGAAGUUUUUUCUUACAUAAAUGGAUAAGCCACAUUGUGUUCAGUAUAUCUAUAGUAAUUCUAGCCUCGUAUAUUACCUUAAAAUCUGUUCAGAUUAACUUUAAUAUGGCAUGGAUUCCUACAUUGUCCAUAGUAUUGUACGCUGCUAAUUUAGGAUUUGAUAAAGGAUAUUUUCCUUUCGAAGUUGUACAUACUUAUUACCCACAUUUAAUUAAUAACGCUGGAAAUAUUUUGGCCGCUUUUAUACAAACCUUUACGGCAUGGGUUCUAGUAGAAAUCACGCAAAGACUAACGCCUGGUAGCAGAAUUUAUAUUAUGUUAUAUGUUAUUGCUAUUUUAAAUUCGUUAAGUACAAUAUUAAUAAAAGUUUGUACACCGGUGCUAAGAGAACAUGAAAAACAAUUAAGUAGAGGGUACAGGAAUCACAAUGAAGAGUUUAUCGGUCCAGACGAUGUGGAACUUAAAAGUCAGCUAGUCCAUCUGUCAACAAUCGAUACAGUAAAUGAAAUAAAAGAUCCUAAAGCGAUGACUGUGACACCAAAAGAAAAUAUAUUUAAGGGAACGUUCCCCCAACUUGUAGCCGUUCUAGCAGGAACUUUAACUGCGAUCAGCGAUGGAAUGCAAUAUGGAUGGACAGCACCUGUACUACCAAUUCUUCAAGGACCCGAUUCUCCAGUAAAAAUUACAAACUCACAAGCAGAAUGGCUAGAAAACUUACUAAUGCUUGGAUCUUUUUCCGGACUUUGGAUAACCAUAUAUUUAGUUGACAGAAUCGGCAGAAAGAAAUCCAUUCUUUUAGCUUCAUUUGUGACCAUAAUUAUUUGGAUAGUAACGGCUGUAGCUCCAAGAGUAGAAUACAUAUUUGUUGCUAGAGCAUUUGCAGGGUCAGCAGGAAAUAUGGCUUUCGUAGCUACGCCUAUGUAUAUUGCUGAAAUCGCUGAACAGAAAAUAAGGGGUUUUUUAAGCAGUUUAAUUUAUCUUAUGAUGCUUGUCGGUAUUCUUAUAAUUUAUUCUGUAGCACCUUUUGUUCCUUUUUACGCUCAUUGUAUUUUGGGAGGAUCUUUAGCUUUAAUAGAACUUAUAAUUUUUCCCUUCAUGCCAGAAAGUCCGUAUUAUUUACUGUAUAAAGACAAACCAGACGAAGCCCUUAAGUCUCUAAAAAGGCUAAGAAAAGAAGGUCAUGAUAUAGAAAAAGAACUAGAAAGUAUUAAGGUGGCAGUAGAUCGACAGAAAUCAGAACGAGGUAGAAUCUUUGAUCUCUUUAUAGUUCCUAGCAAUCGUCGAGCUAUAUUUAUUAUGGGCUUAUUAAAUGCAGCUCAACAUUUUAGUAGUAUUAGCGUUUUACUAAUGAAUAUACAUGUUAUUCUUGACGCAGCAGGAUCUAUUUAUAUACAGCCACGAAUGGCUGCGAUUUUAUUUUCAGCUGUAAUGGUGUUAGCAGCGUCAGUAGCUUGCCUCACCAUAGACAAGUAUGGGAGAAAAACUUUACUCAUUACCUCUAGUUGUUUAACAGGGCUGUGUUUACUCGUUCUAGCAAUUUUCUUUAGUUUGAAAAAUGGUGGAUCAGACACUUCCAGUUACAGUUGGAUUCCGAUUGUGUGCGUUAUGCUCUAUGCUUUAACUUUUAAGUUAGGCCUGGGUAUGGUACCUAUAGUGCUCACUGCCGAACUAUUUCCUGCUAAAAUGAAGGCCUUCGGUAUGACCAUUGCAGAUGGAUUUUAUGUUAUAGCUUCAUUGCUAUCUUUACAAGUAUAUCAAAGAUUAACUCAAUAUUUUGGAUUACAAUAUCCCUUCUACGUUUUUUCAUGUAGCUGCUUCAUCGCUGCUGGCUUUACUUACAUAUUUAUCCCUGAAACAAAGGGUAAGACAUUAGAAGAGAUACAAAUGAUUUUGAAAGGAAAUCACCCGGAUAAUAAAAAAGAAUAUUGCGAAAACUGAAUGACGAAAAUUAUGAAACCUGAGGAUUAGAAAAAUAUAUUUUUAAUCCCUAUACUAUCUUUAAAGUUCAUGCUUUAAAGUAGGAAUAUUAGUUUCAUAAUGUAUUUAUGUACUUACCAAAAAUCUGAGUUGUAUAACAUCUAAAUUCAAAAUAAUAACUUCAAGUAAUAGUUUACAAAAAAUAAAGUAUGUAUUUAUAUUACAUUUAUGUAAAUUGAGACAAAGCAACUACAAUAUAGUAUAAUAUAUUCUUCGAACAUAAUAAUAUAUUAAUGUGUAAAAUUCAGUAUGUGAUGGACAUUUAUUGUUAAUAAGCAAAAACAAUCAAAUAAACGUAAGUUUUUGUAUAA
This is a messenger RNA of Diabrotica virgifera virgifera (western corn rootworm), 3375 nucleotides long. RefSeq lists its product as uncharacterized. Lineage: Eukaryota; Metazoa; Arthropoda; Insecta; Coleoptera; Chrysomelidae. Gene Ontology annotation, molecular function: transmembrane transporter activity. The coding region runs from base 134 to 3025 and encodes 963 amino acids. Gene Ontology annotation, cellular component: membrane. Gene Ontology annotation, biological process: transmembrane transport. The transcript has 5 exons. The record is from RefSeq and is a predicted model, not a curated record.